GCAAAAGUCGAUGAGCGUCAUUUCCACCACAGAGCUGAUAUGCCUCGAGGUGGGGAGCAAGACACUCGAAUUCCGACCGAACCGCGGGCCCGGCGACCUUGUGGAGAGGAACAUCACAAUCAGCUGCGAGUCACCCGCUGCCAGCGCUGUGCUUGUAUUUCAGGCUGUGUUUCCAUUCCUUCUGUACGCGGGCAACGAAGGUGGCGAGCCCGUCGAGCUGACCCUCUCUGGCGGCACAAAUGUCUCAUUCUCGCCGAGCUUCGAGUACCUCGACCAGGUGCUCCUACCUGCACUGGAGUCGUGGUUUGGCGUGCACGUUGAAAGGAGAUUGGACACAAGGGGAUGGAGCCUGGGCUCAAUCUUGAGAGGGUCACUCUGGUUUAAAAUUCAGCCUAUCUCAUUUGGAGAUGUUCUGAGGCUCAGUGGCGAGCUUCCGAGGCCAGAAUCAGAAUCAGGGAAAUUUGAAAUCACGUCUAUCGACGUGACUAUCAUCACGCCGAGUCAUCUCCAUGCGGAGCUUGAGGCCACCCUCCGCGAACGUCUGGGCAAGACCUUCCCUGCGGUCGAACCCAACUUUCUGACGACAGAGGAGAGCAGGCACGAGGCGCGAAUCUACGUACUUCUAGUGGCCAAAUCGACGACUCUGCGGUGGGGCCGAGAUAUCCUUUACAGUGGGAAGCGGAAGGGGAAGUCUCCAGCGCAGCUCAGCGACGAGGUAGCGAAGACCGUCGUGAAGUCUCUCGCCGAGGAGAUCAAUACUGGAGGUGUCGUGGAUGAAUUCUUGCAGGAUCAGCUCGUUAUCUUCCAGGCUUUGGCCCAGGGAAGCACGAGCUUCCCAAGAAACAGCCCUGAGAACCAAGGGCGAGAAGUCCAGGAGUCGAAUGUUGUUGAAGAUAAAUUGGAGAAGUUUCCCAUCAGAAAUGGACCCAGGAAAGACAGAACUCAGAAACCUUUUGGCGACUUGGAGACGGACAGCACCCACACUCGGACAGCCCGAUGGGUCGCUGCAAAGCUUAUGGAGCCCAAAAUAGCCUGGUACAACAACGGAAAGAUAUGUGAAGGAAUUGGACUAAGCUCGGGUACUAGUAGAGGUCAGCAACAGCUGUAGCUAGGUUGUCGUUCCAAGUCCUCCAAGUGACUUGUUAUUAUACAUUCAGGGCAGAAGUGGGGAACAGCUGUAUGGCGGGGGGGGGGAGAAAGACUGCAAACGCUUUCUAAUGGCUUAUGGAUCCGAGGCUUGACCUCGAUUGGGCGCAUGUUAUGUGUACAAGAAUCAGAAUGGUAUUGUGAAACGCGAGGGGAAGCAUGCUGACCUUUGACUGAGAUGCAUGAGCAUGUUGCUGGCCCGAGUCCUUCCGGUUCACGCACAGACCGUGAGAAGGAUGUGCUGGGCCUGGGGAAGUAAAUGUUUUCAAGGCUGGCUUCGAAGGAGGAUGAGAAUUUAAAGCUCUGUGGGCGCAGUAUUUACCUGGAGACAUUUGAAUCGACCCAUAUUCUCUUGA
Molecule: messenger RNA, 1502 nt
Organism: Diaporthe batatas
Lineage: Eukaryota; Fungi; Ascomycota; Sordariomycetes; Diaporthales; Diaporthaceae
Exons: 2
Coding region: 11-1108 (365 amino acids)
Biological process (GO): RNA processing
Cellular component (GO): nucleus
Molecular function (GO): RNA-3'-phosphate cyclase activity
Source: RefSeq, a predicted model, not a curated record